This is a messenger RNA of Lachancea mirantina, 1854 nucleotides long. The record is from the annotation of a GenBank genome assembly. NCBI's taxonomy places the organism in Eukaryota, Fungi, Ascomycota, Saccharomycetes, Saccharomycetales, Saccharomycetaceae.
AUGGUCACUAGUUAUUUACAACUGGGAGAUCGGCUUUCUCAAAUAUGGCUAAACAAAUAUACCUUAUGUGUGACUCUGGUGAUAGCGAAAUUGACAAUUUCUAUAACGUCACUCCAAAACCAAGUCACAAAUACCCAACAGCUUUUGGAGGCCGGCAUUAAAACUCUCGAGUUGAAUUUUGUACAUUCAGUGCAAAUGACACCGUUUUACCUGAAUGAACUAGGCAAUUUUCUUAUCAAGGAAUCAGUAGAAGGGGCCCUGGAUGGGAGCUUAAAGCUGGCAUCGCUGCUGAUUUCAGCGGCGGAGAAUGUCGCUAAAUUUAUGUUUGAUUUCUAUUUCGGCACUUACAUUUGUCUGGCCACGAGUGCCGUAGAUGGCGCUGUAGACGUCGCGACGAAUACUACCGAAAAACUGAUCGAUUUUGUCAACGGAUCGCUGAGUACAGUUUCCAAGGAUCUUAGCGAGGGAGUUGAUGAGCUGUCAGAUAUCGUAAACAAGAUUAUAAAAGCCGUUGCAAAAAUCGAGAGUCUUGUCACCGGUGACAAGGGCAGCGCAGAUGCGCAAUUCAAAUCUGUUGAGCUUUCCAUCGGAAAGCUUCAGAACUUGACAAUCCCAUCUUCAAUUGAUUCGAAACUGGAAGCACUGUCUCAGAAUACACCAAACUUUGACACCGUUAUGAAUCGUACUCAAAGCGAAAUUGCGAAGCCGUUUGAAUUGGCACGCAGCAAAAUAGCUUCUUUGAAUGUGUCAUCCCUUGUCCCAAGAGAUGCGUUGCCUGCUGCCCAAACUCCUCAAAAUGUUAGCAAUCCUUUCCCAGCUCUUUCUUCAGAACUCAAAGACUUGUGCAUCGCGCUCAACAAAAGUUUAAACAUAACGCUCAUUGUAAUAACUGCAAUUCUCGCGUUGGUUGCUUUGGCGGCUAUGAUACCCAUUGCAUUUUCAGAAAUGCGACAGUGGUUCCGCCUGCAGCAGCUGAAGGCUCGAAUAGACGCGCAACGUCUUUGCAGUGAAAAACAUUCUUCGGAUCCGCCGCUAGACGCUAUCGAAUGUUAUCAAAGGGUGUACCACAAGUGGCCUGUGCUUCUCGGGGAAUAUAUAUCGCGAAAGCUAAGCCUCCAGGAUGGCACUCAAAAGCGCAUACAGUGGUGCUUUGCUUACGCUCUUUCGCCUUACUGUAUGACAAUUCUGCUUAUUGGGCUGUGCGGGAUCUUUGUUGCCAUAAGCGAAUUAGCGAUUGUCUCAGUUGCGUCGAGAACUCUGCGCAGCAAAGCGUCAAGCGCAGAAAUAGCCAAUAUCGCAUCCUGUAUGGACGGCAUCCUGACCACUUCCCUCCAAGAAUGGGCUCUCUCUGCCAACAACUACUUGAAUACGACACAACAGUCCAUAAAUUCAGAGGUAUUCGGCUGGCUUUACAACGCCAGCAGUGCACUAAAUGAGACCGCUGCUAUUGCGCUUUCCGACAUUGACUCUGCCGUAGCGGAUGCGUUCAACGGCACGCUACUUUACAAGCCAAUCUCAGGGAUCGUCAAAUGCACAAUUGACAAAAAACUGGAAAAAAUACAAAAAGCGGCUGUCUGGGUCAACACCAAUGCCAAAUUAUCAUUCCCACCCCUAGACGCUGUAUCAUUGUCUAAAGUGUUUCAAUCCGCCUCCAAUAUAUCCAAUUCAACAGGGUUCUCAGACACCACCACAAGUUCCAUCCACCUAGGUAGCCAGGCUCGAAAAAGUCUCCAAAAGAUCUUGAACCAGUUCAAACAGAUAGCUAUUACUGAGCUUAUCAUCUCAUCGGCUAUUUUGGCAAUUUGGAUCGGUCAGUGCCUAAUCUCUGUUGCCAUUGGUUUCUGGAUUAAAUAA